Hylaeus volcanicus is the source of this 4266-nucleotide messenger RNA. Its product is annotated as transcription initiation factor TFIID subunit 1-like. The coding region runs from base 382 to 3885 and encodes 1167 amino acids. Gene Ontology annotation, molecular function: RNA polymerase II general transcription initiation factor activity; RNA polymerase II general transcription initiation factor binding; TBP-class protein binding. Lineage: Eukaryota; Metazoa; Arthropoda; Insecta; Hymenoptera; Colletidae. Gene Ontology annotation, cellular component: transcription factor TFIID complex. Gene Ontology annotation, biological process: transcription by RNA polymerase II; RNA polymerase II preinitiation complex assembly. The record is from RefSeq and is a predicted model, not a curated record. The transcript has 16 exons.
GGAUAAAUAUGCAAUAGGGCACGAAUUCACCUACUGCUUCUCAACAAGCAAAACCAAGCAAUGCUAUUAAAGACUAUCGCGAACUUCGCCAACGUUAUCGUUCCUUGUUUAGUAUCAAUCGUUUACAAAUGACACUGAAUUAUAAUCUAGCUGCACAUGACCGUAAGCGCUUUUUUGGUUAAACAAAACCAACGUUUCUUUUUUUUCUACAGCAUAUUCAGUCCAAUCUCCCCAAAGCAUUGAGGAACGCGAUACACUCGAACUUAAAAACUCUCGUUCUGCGUAUCUAUUCCUGGGUGUUUCCGGUAAAACCGAAGCAAUAAUCUACCACAUUCUCUCUUCGAUGCUCAUUUCGUAGCUCAACUUUUUCCUACAUACGCCAUGCGAUUCCAUCGUCCUGAUUUUCGAACAAGUUUACCUGAAAUUAUACGGCAUAUUUAUAAUCAUUUAAAUGAGAGCGAAAAGGGAUUUCGGCCAAAUUUUCAAACUUCCGCAACAUCUCGCUUAGUACUUAACUUGGGAAGAAAUUGUAGAGCAGAAAGCGAUAAGAACCCUCUUACCAGUAAAACUAAUAUUACUAUCGGUGAAUCGUACGCUGUGAAGGGUUUAGCAGUAUCAAAUGUUUUACGAAAGGCAAGAUACCAACAUUCUAACAUUUCUGUUGAAGGCUCCAAUUCAAUAAACGCGUUGGGUUCUGUAUCUCAAGCUACAAACUCGCGUCGUUUUUCUGCAGCACAUCCGGCUGAUCUUAUUGAAAAGCCUGAAGAUUUAACGAUUACAGACACUCUCUCGAUUGCUUUAUUAGAAUACUCUGAACAGUCUCCUCCUUUAUUACACAAUCUUGGAAUGGCUUUACAAAUAACUAAAUUUUACAGACCUAUAAGUGAAAAUAUGACAUUACAACAAGCCCAAAAAAAAGUGAGAGAUCGAUUAGGACGUUUUGGACCACUGAAAUUAGCUGAGAGCUACAUACCUUUCUUUUCUAGUCAAAUGAAAUUGGCUAAAAAUCAGGGAGUCGUUGUCGGGGAAUCGAGACUGUUCAAAGCUCCUCUUUUUCCUCAUCCAACAAAUCCACACAGUCCAUUGAAGAUUGAUGAGACGCGCGCAACUGCUUCUAAAUAUGGAACUGGUCGUUUUCACGAUUUUCGUGCCACUGACUUUUUACUUAUUCGCAAAAAAAUUGCCUUAGAGUCAGGGCAAUGGGGCUUAUCAUUUUCUUUACGACCAAUUUUUUUAGAGUCAAUUCAUGACAGUUCAUCGAAUGACAUCGUUAAAGGUGAUGACGGAAAUCUUGCAGCAUGUACCUUGUAUACGGUCGGCCAAACUCAACCUUUAAUAGAAGUUCCUUCUCCACGCAGUAAAAAAUGUUUUGAAAUUCGACGUGAUUGGCUUCGAACCUACGCGUUACGUCUCGCUAGGCAAGGAAUCACUGAUUUUCAUACUGUUAAAUCCCGUUGUUUGGCUAAGUUUGGCGAUAUUUUUGAGCCUAGUGUGUUGCAGAAACAUUUGCUCAGUUGCCGUGAUAAUGUUUCACUUACCACACCUUCAACUUAUUCUGGUCAAGGCUUCUUGGGUGUUAACAUUCGUGUGGUUAGCGAAGACGCUCUUCGAUCUAUCUGUUCCCCCGAAAUAAUUUGUGGACUUGAAUCAUCUCUAAUUUCGGAUUAUCAUUUAUCAGAAGCGGGAGUUAUGAUAUUGCGUUCACCUGAUAGAAUCUCGUCUUCUGUACGAGAACUUGAAGCGGAUGAAACAUUUUCAAGAGAACAAUUAUCUCGAGCGAAAAAAUUGCUAUUUUCUCACACAGAACGUUACCGACAGCUUAUUCAAACACUCAAUGCAAACGAUACCUUACGACAAUUAUGGGAAAAAGAGGAAAAAACUGUUAACCAAAACAUUUCUUCUUUUUGUGAUAUAGUUUGUGGAAAAAGAUGCAGUCCUAUAGCACGACUCAUUGAAGAAAUGCUUCUACUUACUCCUUGGAAUAUUACGCAUAACUAUAUUGACAUUGUAUCGCGACAUGGUGCUCAAUUAGCACUUGAUGGAAUUGGCGAUCCUUCAGGAGGGCGAGGUGAAGGAAUCAGUUUAAUUCGAGCGAACCACUCUACCUCCGGAGUUCAUUUAGAUGGGGGGCCUAGUGGAAAAAGUAAUGAUACACCAAAAGAAGAUUUACGUAAACUCUCUAUGCGAGAACUUCACGAUCGCCUUGUCAAAUUUGGCUUUGAGAGUGAUAUUGUCAAAUCGUUACCCCGAUGGGAUCAAGUUGCUUUAGUUCGAACCUUUCAAUAUGAUAAUAUGAAUAGUUAUGGGCAAGAGAAAACACAAAAAAAGUUAGGUCGACUUUCAAACGAACAAUAUAUUAAACGAAUCAACGAGAUUUUCAUGAAUCAACGACUUGCAUUGGCUCCUGAUGAACCUCAACUAACGUUAAGUGAUUCGGAUUCAUUAGAAAAAACAGAUGAUUUUGCUAAUAAUGAAAAUCAACCAAUUCCGAAUUCGGACCAAGGCAUCACUGUCAAGUCAAACGUUCAAACUAAAGAAGAAGGAUCUGUAGCUUCCGUAGAACAACUCACAGAGAAGAAAGCUCCUAUUGAAUCAAAUUUAGAAGAUGAACUUUUAAGUGGUCUACAGUCGCGUCACGAUCAAAAUGAAUCUGACCAUUCGACUAAUUCACAAAACAUGGAAUUGACGGAACGAAAAGCGUUGGAAGAUUUUCGCGAAUCGUUAUCUAAGGCAAGACAAACCAAUGAAACUGAUAUUUCACCGCGUCUUGUUGAAAAAUUUACUCCACGCGAGCUGCAAUUUCUACAAGCAAAGCCUAUUCCUCGCCUAGUUUGGAUACGUAAAAAAAAAGACUCCACUACAGAUCAAGUGAAAUCAGAGAAAAUUGUACAUAUAUAUGGUUACGAAAACAUUCAACUAUUUUACGAGUGGAGACGGAAACAAGAAGCAGAGAAAAAAUAUUACAAUAAGCAAGUUUUGUCAAGUCAUCAAUCUGUUCUUGGAACUGCUUCAAGAACGUGUCGCCGUUGUGGUCAAAUUGGGCACAUUUCAUCUAAUCCAAUUUGCUCACUUUAUACUGGAAGACGAAAACCACGCGUAUCUCAGAAUACAUCCACAUAUACUGGAGGAACUAACUGCAAAGCUGCUUAUCGGGGCACGCCCGGUUAUCUUUCAAGUGACGAAGAUCAGGGAUACGACAAUGAAUCGAUUUCUUCCAAACAUACCUUAGGGAAAUCUCUAUCUACAAAGCGUAGCAGACUGACAUCCUCAGCCUAUGCCGACGUGGAUAGUAGUGAACCCAAUUAUAAAGUGUUAAAACAAAGUCAAGGUCAUGAUUCAGAUUCUCAAUUUUCUAAAGGAAAAGACACUGAAGAUAAUAAAAUUAUGAGUAGUGGACCGAAAUUGCCCACAAGAACUACUGCACGCCAACGUUUAAUUCUCGAAAAUAAAGGAGCUUUAGCUGGAAUUGCUGUUCAAACAUACCAAGGAACAUAUGAAAAUGCUGUUAAUGAAAUCAAUCAGAUUUUUCAAAGAGUUAUAUCCAAAACGGACCGAGAUAAAAGAAAAUGGGCGGUUUUUCGAGAAAAAAUUUCAGAGACUGAUGCGCCCGGUUAUAAUACAGUUAUAACCAAUCCGAUUUGGUUAAACAAAAUGAUAAAAAAAUGUAAAGCUAGAGAGUAUCGUAGCACCGCAACAUUUCUUAGUGACGUCCAGUUACUGGUUGAUAACUGUUUUCGAUAUAAUCCUCCAGGUCAUUGGAUUCGACCCCUUGUACAGUCAUUAGGGGACUUUUUACGAGAGGAAACUGAAUCCCAGGGUCCUUGGUUAGUAGAAUUGGAUCGAUUUAUUCAACAGUAUUGUCAAGAAAACGUCGAUGCUAAUUAAAUGAUUCCUACUUCUUUUCAACAUACCCUUGUUUUCAAUUCAAUGUUUUUGCUUUUUAUUACCCAAAAAUUGUCACUUAACCAGGCCAAGUAUCUAUCCGUGUUCAACGACUGUCAAAGCUGUUCACUUAGUUUUUACCAAAAAAUUUAAUGUUACACACUCAUUCAGAGUUACUGCAUUCCAAUCAACAUUGUUUCGAUAACUAUGCUAUAGUAACGUCCAGUGUAACGAUACACUAACCGUCUCGAAACGUGUAAUUUACGAAUAGAUUAUCUAAAUAUAUAGGGCUUUCAUCUUUUUUUUUGUCUUUCUUGUUAUUAAAAUGUUUCCUAUAAAUUGUUACCAAUAAGUUAUACAACGGAAAGAUACUUUUUUUUUAAA